Messenger RNA from Phytophthora infestans T30-4, 414 nucleotides. RefSeq lists its product as uncharacterized. NCBI's taxonomy places the organism in Eukaryota, Oomycota, Peronosporomycetes, Peronosporales, Peronosporaceae. Gene Ontology annotation, molecular function: DNA binding; transposase activity. The transcript is spliced from 5 exons. Gene Ontology annotation, biological process: DNA transposition. The record is from RefSeq and is a predicted model, not a curated record. Bases 1 to 414 code for a protein of 137 amino acids.
AUGGUGUCAAAACGAGCAAGCUAUACAGAGUCCCAAGUAAAUGCAACAGUCGCUCAGGUUCAAGAGGGAGCUUCAAUAGAGGAGACAAGUAAGCUUCGAGGGCUACAGUAUCGUACUCUUGCCUCAUGGGUAGCUGCAGAGAAGCAAGAAACACCGCGGAAAGCAAAGCGACAAGGUCCGGCGCCAUUGCUACCAGCUGAAGCCGAGAAUAAACAUAUACAAGUGGGUGCUACGACGACAACAGGUGAUUCGUGGUUUGUGGUAGUGCGAAUGGAGCACCAGAAAAUGCUGCAGGUUGCAGCGUGGCUGCCGAUGAGGGCGCAUAUUCAGGUAGAGCAGAUUAACGAGGUGCCAAACGCGAAAAAGAAGGCGAAGGCAACCGGCAAGAAGUCGUCAAAAAGGAAGCAGAGUUGA